This is a messenger RNA of Parnassius apollo (apollo), 237 nucleotides long. The record is from the annotation of a GenBank genome assembly. Lineage: Eukaryota; Metazoa; Arthropoda; Insecta; Lepidoptera; Papilionidae.
AUGCGCGAGACAAGAGGCAUCGGUGAAGUAGGAGGCAUCAGUGAGGUAGGAGGCAUGGGCGAGGCAAGAGGCAUCGGUGAAGUAGGAGGCAUCACUGAGGUAGGAGGCAUGGGCGAGGCAAGAGGCAUCGGUGAAGUAGGAGGCAUCAAUGAGGGAGGAGGCAUCGAUGAGGCAGGAGGCAUCAGUGAGGUAGGAGGCAUGGGCGAGGCAAGAGGCGUCGAUGAGGAAGAGGGAUGA